AUGCAGAUCUGUACAGGAGGCGUAGUGGACGGUGGACUUCGGUUAUGGUAUCCGAAGAAAAUUAGGAAGCUCUUUCCAACGCCACUUUCCUCGAUGCAAGCUGUACUGAAAAUCGCUCUUUUCAUCUUGUCCGCAGUAGCAUUCGGCACCGCUUAUAAACCUCCCCAUACGAAGCCAGCCAAAGCUGAAUCUCAGAAAUCAGCCCCGAGGAACGCACGCGAAUGGGCGGUGGGUUUUCGUAUCAAAUAUGUGUUACCGUUGCAAAGGGCAGCGUAUUAUUUUGCGACUGCUAACGAGUGUCUCCAUAUUCUAUUGACACUAAACGCCACUACCAGGGACUCGAUUCCGUCUAUAAGCCCCAUGUUUCUCUUGGGGGCAUUCCUCUCAUGCCUUGGGGGGUUUAUUCGAUUUUGGUGUUACCGCGAACUUGGUGAAUGCUUUACGUAUGAGCUGGUACCCGUUGGGCAGCACGCUACAGACGAUUCCGUCGUAAAGCAUCCCAAACUUAUCACGACCGGACCUUACAAUUACAUCCGCCAUCCUUCGUACCUUGGAUCUUGGAUCUGUUUCUCAGGAAGUGUGAUGUGUCUUCUUGUCAGGGGAUCAUGGAUUAGGGAGAGCGGAUUUCUCAACACCGUGCUUGGGAAAUUAGCUGUCGGCAGCUGGAUUUCUGCCGUCGGCCAAGGAGUUCUUUUGGUGACCAUGAGGAUAAACGAUGAAGAUGAGUUGAUAAAAAAGCAAUUUGGGGAACAAUGGAAUAGAUGGUGCAAGAAGGUGCAGUAUAGAAUGAUUCCUGGUGUCUUCUGA
This is a messenger RNA of Marasmius oreades (fairy-ring Marasmius), 807 nucleotides long. RefSeq lists its product as uncharacterized. The record is from RefSeq and is a predicted model, not a curated record. Bases 1 to 807 code for a protein of 268 amino acids. The transcript has 3 exons. NCBI's taxonomy places the organism in Eukaryota, Fungi, Basidiomycota, Agaricomycetes, Agaricales, Marasmiaceae.